CUCCCUGGUUUAUUCUACAUUUGAAGACUGAACCUCAGCUAUGAUAUGUCUACGGACCAAGUUUGCGAUAGACAUGAGUUUGAGACAGGGAGAGACUUCUGUUGCACAAAUUGGCUUUCAAAAAGCAUGACACUGUCACUAUAAAGAUCCACUUAUGAAAAGCCAAACCAUUUCACAUUCGCAUAUGCUUGGAACAGUAUUUCCACAUCCGAGAAGUAGGGACCAUUUUUGCUUUCGCAAACCUGGCUAAACUCUGCCCCUUCUUCCUCUCUCUCCCUCCCGUCCUACCCAGUUGACCAUGAGUAUGAGCGGCACAUUGGAGAAGGGGGCUCACCACCAGGCCCUUGACCUCUCUGAGGAGCUCUCCCCCCACAUGCACCCCCACCAUCACCCCCACCACCAGCACCACCACCACCUCCAGCACUCCAACUCCCUGGCCUCCACCGCCCCCGUGGGGACACCCUCCGGCGUGGUGGUGCCUCCCCCGUACUUUGCAGCCGAGAGCGGGGGAGGAGGGAGUGACGCUCCCCUGGAGCUGAGGGGCUCUCUGGACUGCUGGGCGUGCUCAGUGCUGGUGACGGCCCAGAACCUGGUCAUAGCGGCGAUCAACGCCUGCCUGGCCGGACUGGUGUUCGGACUCAUCCUCACCCCGGCUAUAGUGAUGGUGGUGUUUGGGUUCCUGUGUCAUUCUACGGUGCGCCCUCAGGGGACGACCCGCUACUGUUCGGACCUGCUGAGCGACGGGGGCUGUGUGGCCCUCCUAGUGGUCGGGUUCCUCCUGGUCACCCCCCUCCUGGUACUGGCUCUGGCUGCCUACUGCCGCCUGGCGCGUCACCUCCAGUUGGGGCUCUGCUUCAUACCGUACUCCAGGGCCGUCUACAAGAACCUGCCCGCUACAAAACACCAUGGCCUGGGAGGGGGCUGCUGUGGAGGCAGCAGGUCUGGAGGGGAGGGAGGCGGGAAGGGAAAGGUCUGGGUGUGAAGGGGGAGAAAGGGGAGGGAUUGAGGUUGGAGGAGGGUGCAAGGAGGAGAGAGAGAGGGAGGAUGGAGGAGAGAGGAAGAGGCAGAAAGAGAGAAAGACAAGGGGGUAAGAUAGAGAGAGAGAGGGAGAAAGGAGGGAGGGAGAGUGAGUGAGGGGGAGGAAGGGCGAGCCAAGAUUAGAGGAGAUGGGAUGAGAGGAGGGAGAUGGGAUGAGAGGGAGGAAAUGAAAGGAGGGAAGAAUUACAUUAGAGAAGGGAGGAGGAGAAGGAGGACAGAAACUACAGCAGCCAAACUAAUAUCUGGGAAGACUACAGUAUAGGCACCAUAGUUUAAAGAACAAAGUUAACCAUUCCUCUGGCCUGAGUUCAACCGAAGUAACCUCCCUCACACCACCACGUUAUCUGCUAUCCCUUUAAUGUAAAAAUUGCUUUUAAACCAUUGAUAUAUUGUGUUCGAAAAUGUUAUAGCAGACGAAAAAGGAGCAGGGAUUUUUACACUGUUCUAGAAGUAGAGGCAAUAAAUCAACAGCAAGCAUCUCAAUCACACCGCAGACCACGUUUCGUUUAUGCAGUGAAACACUGGGCAUUAAUGAAGAAUAUAUCACUGCCAUGUGUCCACAUUUUAUAAAACAUUUGAGUCAUUUAGCAGGAAGCUCUUUCCAGAGCAACUGGGGUUAAGUGCAUUGCUCAAAGGUACAUAGACACAUGUUUCACCUAUUAAACACUCUGGGAUUUAAACCAGCAACCUUUUACUUACCUGCCCAACGCUCUUAACCACUAGGCUACCUACACCUCUUUAAGAUAUCAAUAACAUUGAUUCAAGACAAUGUCUUUAAGCAUUUAUACACCAUGAAGGACAUUUUGUGUUUAGCAUAGUUUGUACAUUUAAUUUACUAAGGUGUAUGACUACUACUGUUUCUUGUACAUUUCCUUUUUUCAAAUAUAGCCUAUUUGGAAUCAA
This is a messenger RNA of Oncorhynchus keta (chum salmon), 1941 nucleotides long. RefSeq names its product transmembrane protein 88-like. The transcript has 2 exons. Lineage: Eukaryota; Metazoa; Chordata; Actinopteri; Salmoniformes; Salmonidae. Gene Ontology annotation, molecular function: PDZ domain binding. Bases 299 to 982 code for a protein of 227 amino acids. Gene Ontology annotation, cellular component: plasma membrane. The record is from RefSeq and is a predicted model, not a curated record.